AUGGUCGAUUCAACGAAUCAACAAGUCAUUAAUAAUUAUCAAUUGGGUGACUGCCUUGGAAAAGGUGCGUUUGGCUCAGUUUACAGAGCAUUAAACUGGGAAACGGGCGAAGCCGUUGCUGUUAAAAAAAUAAAACUUAGUAAUAUACCUAAAUCAGAUCUAAAUUUUAUCAUGACUGAAAUAGAUUUAUUAAAAAAUCUAAAUCAUCCAAACAUUGUAAAAUAUAAAGGAUUUGUUAAAACAAGGGAGUUUCUAUUUAUAAUUUUAGAGUACUGUGAAAAUGGCUCAUUACACAAUAUUUGUAAAAAAUUUGGUAAAUUUCCUGAAAACCUUGUAGCAGUAUAUAUAAGCCAAGUGCUAGAAGGAUUAUUAUACCUACAUGAACAAGGUGUAAUACAUCGUGAUAUCAAGGGUGCAAACAUAUUAACCACAAAAGAAGGUUUAGUAAAACUGGCUGAUUUUGGUGUGGCAACUAAAACAACAACAUUAGGCGAUUUUGGUGUUGUUGGCUCUCCGUAUUGGAUGGCUCCAGAAAUUAUUGAAUUAUCAGGUGCAACCACAUCAUCGGAUAUUUGGAGCGUGGGAUGUGUCGUGAUUGAACUGUUGGAAGGCAAACCACCAUAUCAUCAUCUUGAUCCGAUGCCUGCACUUUUUCGAAUAGUGCAAGAUGAACAUCCUCCAUUGCCCGAGAGUGCAUCUCCGGCUGUAAAAGAUUUUUUAAUGCAGUGUUUCCAUAAAGAUAAAUACGAAGAAACAAUAAAAAGUGUACAAGAGUGGAACAAAGCAUUAAAAGCUUCAAAAUCUAAUAUUAAAUUACCACCAGCUUUUAAUAGGCGAAGGAAAAGUGAACAAAUUAAGUUACAAUUGUUAUCAUUACCAUCACCCGAUAAUGCUAAUAGAAAGAAAUCAAUUGAUCAAGUAUCAAUAGUUGAUAAUAAUUGGGACAAUUUUGUUGAUUUAGGUUCAAAAAAUUUAACGGUAGUUAGUACAAACAAUGCACAAAAUAAUAGAUUAUCAAUGGUCGAUUUGCAACCUGAUAGCGAAGAUGAUAAUUGGGAUGAUGAUUUCGAUGACUCGAUAACUAUCACAAAAAUCGCUGCUCAUCAAAAUAAACAAUUAAAUAAUAAAAAAGCCAAAAAAAAUAAUAAUAUUGGUGGCGAUGAUGAUACCAAAAUGUCAAGUCCUAAAAAACAUUCGAAAGGUAAAGAACCUAUGGAAUCAUCUCAAAUCAAUGGUGAAACUAAUAUUAAUAAUACAAAUGGCUCAUUAAAAUCAUCUGCAUCAUUUGAACCACCGUCACCAUCACCAUCACCAUCACUGACUUCGUCACCAUUAUUACAACAACAAAAAAGAUCUAAACCAUUACAAAUAAUAAGACCCACAUCAUUAUCAGCACAGCAACAACAGAAACAACCAAUAAAACCAAUCUAUUCAACUUCUUUAACAGAAAAUCACAUCACAAUCUUUUCAUCAUCCCCAAACAAUACCACCAAUGCAAGACCUAAAUCUCCUUAUCCUCCAAAUCUAUUUAAACAACAUCGUCGUAGGGUCAGUGAUUUAGAAGCCAACAAACGACCAUUUUCUUAUAUCAAUGGUCUACAAAAUUCUACAUCAUUAUCAUCUGCAUCGUCAUUACCAGAUGAUAAACCCUUACCACCAUUACCACGCUAUAGUAAAUCUCCUAAUUCUGCUGGCUUAGGAUUAUCAUUAUCAAGCCGGGUUUCAGCUCCUGUCCUACCAAGCAUUGAGAUACCUGAUUCUUAUUAUGAUAAAGUUCUGUCUACAAGUGCAACAAGUAAUAUGAGUAACGCAUCACCAAUCUCGCCACUUCGUGAUACACCAACUGGUGGUGAUAAACAAUCAUUAAUGAUUAAAUCAAGACCUACUAACAAUAGUUGGCUCGCCGAGGAUAUAAGUGACGAAGAUGAUCCAUUUGCAGAGAUUGAGGAGAAAUUUGACGAGAUGGACAUGGAAGCUUAUAUAGCUAGAGACAAAUAUGCUCAUGCGUGUUCAAGGCUAGAAGAACUUAUUAACGCGCUACUGCCUAAUGAGAGCGAAGAGAGAUUAUUGAUCACAUGUGGUUUAUUGAUUGAUCUUUUGCACGAACAUAAACAACUUAAAAGUCAUUUCAUCAUUUUUCAUGGCGUGAUACCGAUCAUUGAAAUAUUGGAAAUAUGUGUCUACUCAAGUGUAUUGACCAAGCUACUGAGAAUAAUUAACAUCAUCAUCGAGGAUAAUAUUAACCUGCAAGAAAAUUUAUGUCUGGUGGGUGGUAUACCUGUGAUAAUGAAUUUCACCUUGAAACGAUACUCAUAUGAUAUCAGAUUGGAGGCCGCAACUUUUAUAAAACACAUAUGUCACACCUCACCCAUUGUACUGCAAAUGUUUGUUUCGUGUAGAGGAUUGAAAGUUUUGGUGGAAUUUCUACAAGAGGAUUACAAUGACCGCAAGGAAUUGGUUUGGAUAGCUGUUAAUGGAAUCUGCAGCGUUUUUGAACUUCAGAGUCCAACUCCAAAAAAUGAUUUUUGUCGUCUAUUGGCAAAAAAUGGAUUGUUAGAUCCGUUGGCAAACACGCUUCACGAUGUUAUAAAGGACGAAGAUGAAAAGGCCUUCAUUUAUAUUAACAAGAUAAUCAAUAUAUUUUUACAAUUCUCACAAGCUGACACCUAUGUAACUGAAGUGAUGGCAACCAAAACUAAGGUGAUAUCAAGAAUUUUUGAAGAGUUGGAUGAAUUGCCAGCAAACAUGGUUGUCUCGUUGCUUAAAUGUAUAAAAAAUAUGUCAAUGAACUCUAACACUCUGGAUGCAUUACAAAAAGCAGGAGCUAUUCAAGUAUUGACCGCAGUGUUGGAUAAACAAAGUCCACCAUACAUCACCGAAAUCUCGAAUCAAGUUCUCAACACAAUGUUUAAUCUAUGUCGUAUAAACAAGUCAAGACAAGAGGAAGCGGCGAAAGCCGGGGUCAUACCACAUUUGCAAUAUUUCGCGUCUAAUAAAACGCCACUAAAGCAAUUUUCUUUGCCUAUAUUAUGUGAUAUGGUACACACAGGCGAAUUGUGUCGUGAUUUGUUGUGGAAACAUGAUGGCUUGCAGUUCUAUUUAGAAUUAUUGAUUGAUCCCUAUUGGCAAGUAAAUGCUUUGGAAGCAAUACUUGCUUGGCUACAAGAGGAAUGUGAAAUGGCUCAGCCUAAAUUUUUCAAACGCCUAUUACAACGUUUGUCACAUCCAAAAGCUGUUGUCAGGCUCAACUUGUUACGUAUAUUAAAAACCGUUUGUGAUUCGCAUCCACAACGUGAAGAUGUUAUAGCCAAAUAUGAAUUGUUUGACGUUAUUGAUAAAAUGAGCAAGAAUGACCAGGCGGUUUUGAUCAGAGAGUUGGCCAAAGAUAUACUUAUGCAGGAUCCUUUUAGUCUUGGUAUAUCAUUAUCGUCAUUGCCUGUUAGCAAUCCGCCAGCAACAUCUUUAUCGAAAGACGUUAUAUCUGAGGAGGAAGAAUAUGCUACUAGUUUUUAUACCAAUAGUCAUGUACCGUUUACAUCAUUCAAAGAUAAUUUGGUUAACAAUUCUGCUUUGCCUGUUGAAGGGUACGGCGUGAAUCUGAAACAAGAAACAGUAAAACCUAAAAGACCUUUAUCGACUCCAUUUGAAUUAUCAUUGGAUCAAGUGAUUGAACAAGGAGGAGACAAGAAAACUUCUUCGACUUCUAUUUCCUCAACUCCAAUAAUACCUAAUAGUAAUUAUAGACAACAACAGCAACAAUUGCCUUCUCAAAAGAAAAGACCAGUUUCUUUUGUUUCACAUCCACCAAAUGGCAAUGAUUCAAUUAAACUUCCUCGUUCAAUCUCAUUAAAAAAUCGUAAAAAUUCUCAUCAACAAAAAAUUUUAUCAUCAGCAUCAUCUACACAUUCGUCGAUUAACAACAACGAACAACAUUUAUCAACAAUAAGAUCAAGUGUAUCAGCUACUUCUACCGACACAAAUACUUCUACCAACUAUUACAACUACAAUAAUGAUUCAGGAGCCGUCUCACUUUUCCCAUAUGAUCAUAUUCGUAAAAGAGAAAGUUCACGAAAAAUUAAAGGUAUAGCUUAUAACAGAUCAUAUAAUAGACAAGCUAUGAAUGAAGAGGAGGAAACAGAAUCUGUAGCACCAUCAAUUAAUUCAAUUGGUUCAACAAAUAUUGAAACAGAAGGUGGCGUUAUAGCAAUGAAAUUUGGAACAAAUUCUUCUAGUGCUACUACUGCUACUAAUGCAAGUAUGAAAGGAACAAAAAAUGAACACAUGGAUCGUCAUCAUCAUUUACAAUCUUCAAUGUUUGUAUGGUUGAAAAAAAGAAUGAUGGGAGGUGGGAAUAGUAAGAUUAAGAAAGAAAAAAUAUCAGCAGUCAAUCAUAUUACACAUGAAAAUCAAGAUUCAAAUAACAAUUUAAUCAAUGAUGCAAAAAAACUUUUGGGGUGCUUCUUGCAAGCUGGAACCCUGCAAUUUUCUGAAAUCACUGAAGAAGAAUUGGUUGCUAUGACACAUCUUUGUGCAAUAGGAAUCAUAAAAGAAAGGAAAAGUCAGUUAGAGUUCACAUCCAAUAUUAGUUUUGAUCUGUUAUCAAGUAGAUAUUAUCCUUUCUAUGUAGAAAUAAUAUAG
This is a messenger RNA of Entrophospora sp. SA101, 4638 nucleotides long. The record is from the annotation of a GenBank genome assembly. Lineage: Eukaryota; Fungi; Glomeromycota; Glomeromycetes; Entrophosporales; Entrophosporaceae.